CGCUUAAUUGCCAUGACGCCGUCGUCUUCUAAGCACAAGCGACAGUCGUCAUCAGUGCAUCGCGCAUCUCUGGCCGCCCAAAAGACCGAAGUCAAGAUUCAUGUUUAUGACCUGUUACCAAAUCCANNGCCUGGCCGUCUCUCCAACCUCCUCUGGCACGUCGGCGGCUCCCUCUUACAUUCCGGCGUAGUAAUCAACGAACGAGAAUACGCAUACGGCGGCCACGACCGCAAAGGCGUCAGCGGAGUCUACUGGACAAAACCAAAACUCGAACCUCCAGGCGGCACCUUUCGCUGCGAAAUCAUUCAUGGGUUCAGCGUGCUCUCUCCACAAGAAAUCACCGAUAUAAUCAACGAUGCUUCGAGGGUCUUUCAAGGCACACGAUACAACCUGCUCAGCAACAAUUGCAACCACUUUUCUUCGUAUUUGUGCGAGAGGUUGACUGGCAGACCGGGUCCUGCGUGGUUGAACCGAGCUGCUAGCGUUGGUCUUGCGCUGCCGUGCGUGGUCCCCAAAGAAUGGAUCACCCCUCCCGACCACGAGACUGCAGAUGGAGAGUUGAUCGACGAGGAAGAGGAAGAACACGACGACGACGAAACAGCAGCCAUGCUUCCCCGUGACAAACGAACGAAACGCGACAAAGUUAGCAACAAGCGCAUUACUUCCAGAGACAAGACUCCGCCACCACGACUCGUUUCCGUCAAAGAUACCAGUGGUAGAGAGAUGCCUGCCAGUGAAAGAGCACCGAUGCCUAAGAGAUGA
Aureobasidium uvarum is the source of this 762-nucleotide messenger RNA. The record is from the annotation of a GenBank genome assembly. Lineage: Eukaryota; Fungi; Ascomycota; Dothideomycetes; Dothideales; Saccotheciaceae.